This is a messenger RNA of Eupeodes corollae, 1137 nucleotides long. Its product is annotated as regucalcin-like. The record is from RefSeq and is a predicted model, not a curated record. Gene Ontology annotation, biological process: L-ascorbic acid biosynthetic process. Bases 82 to 1077 code for a protein of 331 amino acids. Lineage: Eukaryota; Metazoa; Arthropoda; Insecta; Diptera; Syrphidae. Gene Ontology annotation, molecular function: gluconolactonase activity; calcium ion binding. The transcript is spliced from 5 exons.
ACACUACAAAGUGUUAAUUAAAUAAAAGCACGAUUUUUCAUAUGUUUUGGUUCAUAAACUUUUUUAUCGCUCUCUAUUAAAAUGCUGUUUAAGCUUAUAACUUUUUUGGGGCUAGUAACUUUGCUUUUUGUCUGUGUCCUAGGUGACAAUGAUUCUGAGGCAUCUUACAAGGUUGAAGCUUUACCUGAAUCGUAUGCACAUCUAGCAGAAGGACCCCACUGGGAUAUUGCAGCUCAAAGCUUAUAUAUGGUUGAUAUUUUAGCUGGAAGACUAAGGCGUUUUGACUACAAAUCAAACAAAAUUUACGAAUGCCAAAUUGAAAACGAAACACUUGCUUCAUUCAUCAUACCAAUCGAUGGAUUUACUGACCAAUUCGCUGUUGGAAUUAAACAUCGCAUCUCAAGCGUUAAAUGGGAUGGCAUUUCAAAGUCCUGCAAAGUCCAUAAAACUAUCCUAACCGUCGAAGAAUCAAGUAAAUACGAACAUAAUCGUUUUAAUGAUGCAAAAUGUGAUCCCCGUGGUCGACUUUUUGCUGGAACAAUGCAACAAUCUGACAGUAAAAAACGUACUGCAAAUUUAUACAAAGUUACGGAUCUCAAUUCAUAUGAACUAAUGCUAACAAAGUUAGGAAUUUCGAAUGGUUUAACGUGGAAUGAAAAAGAAAAUAAGUUCUAUUAUAUUGAUUCCGAUGAUUUCAAUGUUAAAUCAUUCGAUUAUGACCUCAAUAAUGGUAAAAUUAAAAACCCAAAAGUUAUCUUUGAGUUGAGUGGUUAUGGAAAUGGUGUAGUUCCAGAUGGCAUGACAAUAGAUUCCGAAGGAUUCUUGUUUACAGCAAUUAAUGGUGAUUCAGCUGUAUUCAAAAUUGAUCCAAAGAAUGGCGAAGUUUUGCUUAAAAUAAAAAUACCAGCUAAGGAAGUUACUUCGGUUGCGUUUGGUGGCCCACAUUUGGACAUUUUAUAUGUCACAACAUCUGAUAAAACACCACCAUCGGGAAGAUCGCAGACUUAUAAAGUGACCGGACUAGGUUCAAAAGGAUUGCCAAUGAAAAACGUAAAACUUGAAAACAUUGACUAUUGAUUUACCUCUUUCUUUACAUUUAUUAAUAAAUAAAGACAAUAUAUUUAGAAAAUUCCAUAA